Messenger RNA from Odocoileus virginianus texanus, 519 nucleotides. The record is from RefSeq and is a predicted model, not a curated record. NCBI's taxonomy places the organism in Eukaryota, Metazoa, Chordata, Mammalia, Artiodactyla, Cervidae.
UAAUGGUGGAAAUGACUUUUUUUAAUCCCUACAGAUUACUGAUUCUGAGCUCUAAAGCAGAGGUAUGAAUGUGUGCCCAAGGAUUGAAACAAGCUGAGCCAACCAUGACCGGCAAAACACAGACCAGCAACGUCACCAAUAAGAACGACCCGAAGUCCAUCAACUCUCGCGUCUUCAUCGGCAACCUGAACACAGCCAUCGUCAAGAAAGUUGACAUCGAAGCAAUCUUCUCGAAGUAUGGGAAAAUAGUCGGCUGCUCCGUUCACAAAGGCUAUGCGUUUGUCCAGUACAUGAGUGAGCGUCACGCACGAGCGGCGGUGGCUGGAGAGAACGCCAGGAUCAUCGCAGGCCAACCGCUUGUUCAGUUUACUCACUCAAACUUGUGUGGCAUGUGGCUUGGUGCCAGCUGUGACCGCAGUCUGUGACAUGUUUCAGAACCAUCCUCUCUUCUUUUCUCCAUUGAGAUCUCUUCUUAUUCCCAGGGCGCAGUUGACAGUCUGAAGAAAUUUACCUGAUAAA